Messenger RNA from Rubroshorea leprosula, 6191 nucleotides. The record is from the annotation of a GenBank genome assembly. Lineage: Eukaryota; Viridiplantae; Streptophyta; Magnoliopsida; Malvales; Dipterocarpaceae.
GCUUCCGGAAACCCGCCACCAGAAGCGAACGGAGCAGAGAAGAAAAGCUACAAAGUGCCUCCGAGAGAGGGAGUAAAAAAUGUUCUCAAUCGCAGCCAUUAACGAUACGGAUUCUAGAGGGCAAUGGGAACCCUUAGCUCCGACAAAAGAAGCUCAGGAAUUCCAUCUUACACAAAAUUACCAUGAUGGGCUGCUGAAGUUAGAAGCCAAAGAGUAUGAAAAGGCUCGUGAACUGUUAGAAGCUGUCUUGAAAGAUCCUCUUAUAUCAGAAGCUCAGGUGGAUGGUAAUGAUGCUGAUGGUCAUCUCUUACAGCUCAAAUUUUUGGCGUUAAAGAACCUUGCCACUGUUUUUCUUCAACAAGGCUCUAGUCAUUAUGAGGGUGCUCUGCACUGUUAUCUUCAAGCUGUAGAGAUAGAUACAAAAGAUUCAGUUGUCUGGAACCAGCUAGGAACACUAUCAUGCUCAAUGGGUACACUAAGUAUUUCUCGUUGGGCUUUUGAGCAGGGACUCUUGUGCAGCCCUAAUAAUUGGAAUUGCAUGGAGAAACUGUUGGAAGUUCUCAUUGCUAUUGGUGAUGAAGUUGCAUGCCUUUCAGUUGCUGAAUUGAUUUUAAGACAUUGGCCAUCACAUUCUCGUGCCUUGCAUGUAAAAAGAUGUAUUGAAGAGUCAGAACCAAUUCCUUUUGCUCCUAGAGGUAUAGAUAAGCUGGAACCUAAACAUGUUCGUCUUAAAUUCCAUGACAAAAGAAAAGCACCUGAUCAGAGUCCAGGUGAGGGCACUGCAUUAAAACGGCCGAACCAGAACAUAGAGUUGCACCUUGCAGAAGUUUCCUGGGUGGCUCUCAUUGAUUUGCUCCUGGAAAUUUUACGUCCACUGAAUGGUUGUGGUUCUGAGAUGGGGCCUGGAAAAGCAUACAGAUCUGGAGAUAUCAGGUUAACUAUAUUCUCGCCUUUGAGUUCUGAUCUUGUUAUGGGGUCUCUGGAAAACAAAGGGCCUAAUUUAGCUUCAGGUGGCAAAGCUAUGCCUCCUGGUGAUAGUGAUAGUGAAAGGUCUAACUUCAUUAAAGAAAAACAACCAAACUUUUUUGAAGAGCAGCCACAGGAGAGGCGGAGUACUCGUCUUGAGAGCCUUAGGAGUCGGAAACCAGGGAAAGAAGAGUUAGAUUUUGCUACCACCAAAGAUUUGGCAAAAAUAGUGCCUCAGCUUCUUGAAUCUUUUAUCAUUAGUGGUCCUGAAAUUAAAGAUUCUAAUUACAUAGCUGGUUGUUCUUCCUCAUGUAUCAAUCAGGCUAGUGCAUCUGAUGUUGAAUGCAAAGAUGUUGCUGAUUUUGUGAGAGAUACUUCAAAAAACUGUGGUGCUUAUCAUUUGGGUCACUUGCUUUUGGAACAUGCUGCAAAAAGAAGCCUUGCCCUUUCAGAUGCAUUUCUCAAACUCCUUGAGUUAGAGAAGCUAACAAGAUACUGGGGCAAGGAUAGGACUCCUGAAUGUAGUCUUUUUCUUGCAGAGCUGUACUUUGACCUUGGAUCUUCUCCUUCCAAUUCAACCAAUGUGUCUGAAUUCUUAUCAGAGUCAUCCUAUCAUCUUUGUAAAGUAAUUGAAUCUGUAGCUUUAGAUUAUCCUUUUAACUUGACUUCUUCGUUGGGGAAAGAAAAUUUCUCUCCAGUUAAGGGAUUGCCAGGCACCCAUGGAAUAUCACCUGAUGAUUCUAUUUGCCAAGAUACUUUGUUAGACAAUUCACCUAUAUCCAAUAAAGAUUCCUUCUGGACUCGGUACUUUUGGUUGAGUGGUCAAUUGUCUGUUUUGGAUGGCAACAAAGCAAAAGCACUUGAAGAAUUCUGUAUUUCCCUAUCACUUCUGGCAAAGAAGGAAAAACCAGAUGAUUCUCUAGCUUUGGUGCAGCUGCCACAUUGUAAAAUUACUAAAGAGUUAACUACUGAUAGGAUUCUCCAUGAAAUAAAUUUAUUGAAAGUUGGUUUCUUGCUGGAGAAGACUCUGGGUGAGAUGGUUGAGAAAGAAAUGUAUAUGGAAUGUGUAACUCUGCUUGCUCCCCUUCUUUUCUCAACCAAAGAUGCAUUGCUGUUAUCCGCUGCUGACAAAAAGGAUGAAGGGAUUAUAUCUGUUGAACUCUCAGCACUAGACAUAUUAAUCAAAGCGUGCGAGAAGGCAAAGCCGUUGGACAUUGAAUCAUAUCUGAAUUCUCACAGAAGAAAGCUUCAAAUGCUACUGCUAUUAGCUGGUAUGGACCACCUUGUGUUCUGUAAAGCCUUACAUCAGAAAUCACUGUCAGAAAUCCUUUCUGCUUCUUCUACUGUGCCACAAGAAAAUUCAAGUGAGAACUGGAAUUGCUUGGUUUCAGAGGAAGUGAAGUCAAUUUCACAAUGUGUGGCACAAGUGAAGAACUUCAUUGACCAAUCUGGAGGUUCCAAUGACAUGAUUCCAAUCAGCAUCAUCAGUGAUAUACAGUCUUUGCUGCUGGCAGUCAUGUAUAAUAUUGCAAGGAAUAUCCUCAGUAAUAAAUCUUGUGGUCUGGCAGUUGCUGAUAAUCCUGAACAAAAGCAAAGUAGCUGCUUCAUUGACGCAGCCAUAGCAUUCUGCAAGCUUCAACACCUCAACCCUUCUGUACCUUUUAAAACUCAGGUUGAAUUAAUUGUGGCAGCCCAUGACUUGCUUGCUGAAUAUGGGCUUUGUUGUGCGGGUGAGGCUGGUGGAGAGGAAGGAGCAUUUCUUAGAUUUGCAAUAAAGCAUCUAUUGGCCUUAGACAUGAAGCUAAAAUCCAAUUUUAACCCCUCAGAUGGGGAGAUAAUUUCAUAUGCUGAGCUGCUUCAUCAUGAUGGUGGCAUUAAUACAUCUGGAAAUGAAAUAAAAUCUGAAAAGGAAGAUGUGGAGAUGAAUGAAGCUGAAAAUGCUGAUACCUCUGCUGUGAAGAAAGAUGAUUUUGAAAGAAUUACUUCUCCAAAUGCACCAUCUUCUUCAGACCCAAAUAAAAAGGAUGAAGCAGUGCAUGAAAACAUUCAAAGACAAUAUGUUGGUGAUCACAAACUAGACAUGGGAGAACAAGGUGGGGAUCAGGAGUGUGCAAAUGCACUUACAGAAGAUGAAAAAGAGGAGCUUGAAGAAAUGAUUGAUAAUGCUUUGGAUCAGUGCUUUUUCUGCUUAUAUGGUCUGAACCUUAGAUCUGAUUCAUCUUAUGAGGAUGAUCUGGCUGUGCACAAGAAUACUAGUCGGGGUGAUUACCAGACCAAGGAACAAUGUGCAGAUGUCUUUCAGUACAUACUGCCUUCUGCCAAGGCUUCUUCUAGAACUGGAUUGAUCAAACUUCGUAGAGUACUAAGAGCCAUACGCAAACACUUCCCCCAACCACCAGAAGAUGUUUUGGCUGGAAAUGUAAUAGAUAAGUAUUUAGAUGAUCCUGAUAUAUGUGAAGAUGAGCUGUCUGAGAAGGCUGGAUCUGAGGGGUAUCUUGAGAGCUUAACAAAGAUACUACUUCGUAAUGGAGGAAGCCUCAAACAAUACAAGGCAUCAUCAUUUAAGAGCUCUGAGCCAUAUUUGGAGGUCUAUUGCAAUUUGUAUUAUUUCCUGGCACAGUCUGAGGAGAUGAAUGCCACUGAUAAAUGGCCUGGCUUUGUACUGACCAAGGAAGGGGAAGAAUUUGUGCAGCAAAAUGCAAAACUCUUCAAAUAUGACCUACUCUAUAAUCCUUUACGCUUCGAGAGUUGGCAACGUCUUGCCAAUAUUUAUGAUGAGGAGGUAGACUUGUUGCUGAAUGAUGGAAGCAAGCACAUAAAUGUAGCAGGAUGGAGAAAAAAUGAAGCUAUGCCUCGGAGAGUUGAGAUAAGUAGACGGAGGAGCAGACGUUGUCUCUUGAUGAGUUUAGCUUUGGCAAAGACAUCAGAUCAGCAGUGCGAGAUACACGAGUUGCUAGCAUUGGUGUACUAUGACAGCCUUCAGAAUGUUGUCCCAUUUUAUGAUCAGCGAUCUAUUUUGCCCUCAAAGGAUGCAGCUUGGAUGAUGUUCUGUGAGAACUCGUUGAAGCAUUUCAAAAAGGCCUUCACACACAAGCAAGAUUGGUCACAUGCUUUCUAUAUUGGGAAACUCUCUGAAAAGCUUGGUUACUCCCAUGAGAUAUCUUUAUCAUAUUAUGAUAAGGCCAUUGCUUUAAAUUCAUCAGCUGUUGAUCCUUUCUACAGAAUGCAUGCUUCACGCCUGAAGUUACUCUGGACACAUGGAAGAAACAGUGUUAAGGUUUUAAAGGUUCUUUCAGCAUAUUCUUAUGAUCAAUCUGUAAAGGAUAGGGCAAUGGAACUCAUUAGGAAAAUGACUCCUGGAACUCAGCUUUUGCAAGAAGAUGAAAAGGAUAAAAGCUGUCAAAAUAUGGAGGAGAAAAAUUAUGAUGAAUCAGUGGGAAUGGAGGUCUGGAACAUGCUUUAUAAUGAUUGUGUUUCUGCACUGGAAAUUUGUAUAGGAGGGGAUCUUAAACAUUUUCACAAGGCCAGGUUUAUGCUCUCUCAAGGGCUGUACAAAAGGGGUGAGAUGGGUGAUGUUCAAAGGGCAAAGGAUGAACUUUCAUUUUGUUUCAAAUCAUCUCGCUCUUGCUUUACAAUAAAUAUGUGGGAGAUUGAUGGCAUGGUAAAGAAAGGAAGGCGAAGGACACCAGGUUUAGCAGGGAACAAGAAAGCACUUGAAGUUAACUUACCAGAGAGUUCUCGAAAAUUUAUAACUUGCAUCAGGAAGUACCUGCUAUUUUAUUUGAAGUUGUUGGAAGAGACUAGAGACAUCUCUAUCCUAGAUCGUGCUUAUACUUCUCUUCGGGCAGAUAAGAGGUUCUCUUUGUGCAUUGAAGAUCUUGUACCAGUGGCACUUGUAAGGCACAUCAAAGCUCUAGUAUUAUCCAUGAACCAAGCUGAGAUUGCUGGCUGCAAUGCUGCAAGCAGUCUUGAGCAUCAACUAGAGAAGAUAUUUGCCUUAUUCAUGGAACAGGGGAACAUGUGGCCUGAAAUCUGUAGUUUGCCUGAGAUGAAGAGCCCAGAAAUAUCUGAGAGCAGCUUAUAUGGGUAUCUCCACCAUUAUAUUGUGUCUCUGGAAAAAAAUGCCAAGCUGGAAACACUUGAAGCAAUAAAUGAGAAGAUCCGAAAGCGUUUCAAGAAUCCAAAGUUGUCAAGUGGUAAUUGUGCCAAAGUUUGCAGGCAUGCUUCUUUUGCAUGGUGCCGAUCUCUUAUAAUUGGCUUGGCAUUGAUCACUCCAUUGCAAUCUGGAUUACCAUGUGAGAUAGAUGGUGUUAUGGAAAGCAGCCAAGUACUUUGUAUUGAUCUGCAGACACAAGAGAUAUGGAAGUCAUCAUUUGAGGACUCAAAUCAUCUAGAAAAUCUUCAAACAAAAUGGAGCCCUAUCUUGACAAGAAUCAAGAAUGUAAUUGUAAAGAAAGCUUUGGAUGAAAAUAUUGAGACAGCUAAUUCCUUGCUUAGAAGCUGUUAUAAUUUCUAUCGAGAGAGCUCCUAUUUAAUGCUUCCCUCUGGUGUAAAUCUUUCUUUAGUUCCAUCUCGUCCAGCCACAGAAACACAAACUCUAGCAAGUGCAGAAGGGAUGGAGCUUCUUGAUUUAAGCAUUCCAAGGAAGCUUCUGUUGUGGGCUUACACACUAUUGCAUGGCCGCUAUGCAAACAUCUCAGUGGUUGUAAAGUAUUGUGAAGACAGUGCUAAGCUGAGGAUGAAAAAAGGAGCUGCAAUCCCAUUAGCACCACAAAAUACAAGCAUCACCAGUGUCAUCACCACCAACACAGUUGUGGCUGCAGGGGUUUCAGGUGGUGGAAAAGAGGGUGCCAGCCAUGGUGGAAGCAGUGAAGUAGAGGCUGCCUCGGUGACGUCUGCAGCAUCUGCUUCAUUACCAGAGGGGGAGAGCAGAAAUUGCGCCAAUCCUCUUGCUUCUAAUACGGAUAGCCAAAGGAGCUUAUUCACAGCUCCACAACUUCACCCCUGCAACAACAACCCUGUAGCUGAAAGAGGCACAGCAGCGGAUGAAGGGGGAGAUCCUGACACGGCCUAACUUAAUUGCUUGUUGUAACUUGUAAAAAAUGUACAAGGAGGGCUUCAACCAAGGCUUUGGAUCCUUACAAAAGCCCCUUUUUUUUUUUUCAAAAUAUAAAAAAUUCUUUAGAAAUUAACGUUAAAAAAUUAAAUCAAAAUUUUCAUUUUUA